Messenger RNA from Pyrgilauda ruficollis (rufous-necked snowfinch), 4823 nucleotides. RefSeq names its product solute carrier family 12 member 2 (gene SLC12A2). Gene Ontology annotation, cellular component: membrane. The record is from RefSeq and is a predicted model, not a curated record. Bases 150 to 3548 code for a protein of 1132 amino acids. Gene Ontology annotation, molecular function: sodium:potassium:chloride symporter activity; ammonium channel activity. The transcript has 27 exons. Lineage: Eukaryota; Metazoa; Chordata; Aves; Passeriformes; Passeridae. Gene Ontology annotation, biological process: potassium ion import across plasma membrane; sodium ion transmembrane transport; potassium ion homeostasis.
UAGGCACCGUCACCUGGCGCUGCGGCGGGGGCGGGGCGCGGCGCUGUGUCUGCGGCAGCCCCGGGGCGCUGCUCGGCCGCUUAAAGCACCGGAGCCGCCGGCCGGGAGGGGCGUUCGGAGCAGUGGCGGCCGCAGAGCGAGGGGAAGGCAUGGAGGGCAAGGAGCUGACGGUGGGGUCCGCGGGGGAUGAGGGCUCCAAGGAUGCGCUGGGCAAGCCGCUGGGUCCCACGCCGAGCCAGAGCCGCUUCCAGGUGGACCUGGUGGCCGAGGGGCCCCGCAAGUCGUGCGGGGACAUCGGCGCGGCGGGUAAGGGAGGCGAGGAAGCCAAGGGCAGGUUUCGGGUGAACUUCGUGGACCCGUCGGCCGGCGGCGAGAGCCCCGGCGAGCCCGGGGGAGGCAGCUCGGAGGGCGGCAACGUGAGCGGCGUCCAGAACGGCGGCGACACGGUGAUGAGCGAGGGCAGCCUGCACUCGGGCGGGCACCACCACUACUACUAUGAUACCCAUACCAACACCUACUACCUGCGCACCUUCGGCCACAACACCAUGGACGCCGUGCCCCGCAUCGACCACUACCGACACACGGCCGCUGACCUGGGCGAGAAGCUGCUCCGGCCCAGCCUGGCCGAGCUGCACGAUGAACUGGAUAAGGAGCCUUUUGAAGAUGGCUAUGCCAAUGGUGAGGAAGGCACACCAGCUGGGGAUGCAGCUGCUGCUUACACACCUGACAGUAAAGGGGUGGUCAAGUUUGGCUGGAUAAAAGGUGUGCUGGUACGAUGUAUGUUAAAUAUUUGGGGUGUGAUGCUCUUCAUCAGGCUAUCAUGGAUUGUAGGACAAGCUGGGAUAGGUCUCUCUGUCUUGGUUAUUGGAAUGGCCACUGUUGUGACAACUAUUACAGGACUGUCUACUUCAGCAAUAGCCACAAAUGGGUUUGUAAGAGGAGGAGGAGCAUAUUACUUAAUUUCCAGAAGUCUGGGGCCAGAGUUUGGUGGUGCCAUAGGACUUAUUUUUGCAUUUGCCAAUGCUGUGGCAGUGGCAAUGUAUGUUGUUGGUUUUGCUGAGACUGUUGUCGAGUUACUCAAGGAAAAUGGAACGUUGAUGAUCGAUGAAAUGAAUGAUAUCAGAAUCAUAGGAGCUAUCACAGUGGUUAUACUGCUGGGCAUUUCCAUUGCGGGAAUGGAGUGGGAAGCAAAAGCACAGAUAGUCCUGCUGGUGAUCCUCAUACUUGCUAUUGGAGACUUUGUCAUAGGAACAUUUAUUCCUCUGGAGAGCAAGAAGCCCAAAGGUUUCUUUGGUUAUAAUGCCGACAUAUUCAUGGAAAAUUUUGGGCCGGAUUUCCGACAAGAGGAAACUUUCUUUUCUGUGUUUGCUAUUUUCUUCCCUGCUGCAACUGGCAUACUUGCUGGUGCAAAUAUCUCGGGGGACCUUGCAGAUCCACAGUCUGCCAUACCUAAAGGAACGCUGUUGGCCAUCCUAAUCACUACAAUGGUUUACGUAGGAAUUGCAGUAUCUGUAGGUUCUUGUGUAGUUCGAGAUGCCACAGGGAAUGUUAAUGACACCAUUAUCACCGAGCUGGCAAACUGCACUACUGCAGCCUGCAAACUAAACUAUGACUUCUCAUCCUGUCAGACAGGGGCAGGGUGUCACUAUGGGCUGAUGAACAAUUUCCAGGUCAUGAGCAUGGUAUCAGGAUUUGCACCACUGAUUUCUGCAGGUAUUUUCUCAGCCACCCUGUCAUCUGCAUUAGCAUCUCUUGUGAGUGCCCCUAAGAUCUUCCAGGCUUUGUGUAAAGACAACAUUUAUCCAGGAUUUCAGAUGUUUGCUAAAGGCUAUGGGAAGAACAAUGAACCACUGAGAGGAUACAUUCUAACAUUUUUAAUUGCUCUUGGAUUCAUACUGAUCGCUGAACUGAAUGUCAUUGCUCCAAUUAUUUCUAAUUUCUUCUUGGCCUCAUAUGCCUUGAUUAACUUCUCUGUAUUCCAUGCUUCUCUUGCAAAAUCUCCAGGUUGGCGGCCUGCUUUCAAAUACUACAAUAUGUGGAUUUCUCUCAUUGGAGCUAUUCUGUGCUGCAUUGUAAUGUUUGUUAUUAACUGGUGGGCAGCACUUCUAACCUAUGUAAUAGUCCUUGGGCUUUACAUCUAUGUCACUUACAAGAAACCAGAUGUGAACUGGGGAUCCUCAACUCAAGCCUUGACUUACCUGAAUGCUCUGCAGCAUUCCAUUCGGCUCUCAGGAGUGGAAGAUCACGUGAAAAACUUCAGACCUCAGUGCUUAAUUAUGACAGGUGCUCCAAAUGCACGUCCAGCUUUGCUUCACCUUGUCCAUGCUUUUACCAAGAAUGUGGGCUUGAUGAUCUGUGGCCAUGUACAUAUGGGUCCUCGGAGGCAAGCCAUGAAGGAACUGUCAACUGAUUUGGCUAAAUAUCAGCGGUGGCUAAUUAAAAACAAGAUGAAAGCUUUCUAUGCACCAGUGCAUGCAGAGGACUUGAGGGAUGGAGGACAAUACUUAAUGCAGGCUGCUGGUUUGGGUAGAAUGAGACCUAACACCCUUGUCGUUGGAUUUAAGAAAAACUGGAGACAGGGUGAUAUGAGAGAUGUUGAAACCUACAUCAAUUUAUUCCAUGAUGCCUUUGAUGUUCAGUAUGGUGUAGUUGUCAUUCGCCUCAAGGAGGGCCUGGACAUUUCUCACCUUCAGGGCCAAGAUUUGCUGUCAUCCCAAGAGAAGUCUCCCUGCGCCAAGGAUGUCAUAGUAAAAGUGGAUUAUAGCAAGAAGUCUGAGACAGACACUUCCAUAGCUUUUGCUCCAUCGUCCAGUGAAAGAACUCCCACUCCACGCAAAGAGGAGGAUGAGGAUGGAAAGACUCCAACACAACCACUGUUGAAUAAAGAUUCAAAGAGCUCAUCCUCUCCUUUAAAUGUGGCUGACCAAAGACUUCUUGAUGCCAGUUCUCAGUUCCAGAAGAAACAAGGCAAGAGCAAUAUUGACGUCUGGUGGCUCUUUGAUGAUGGAGGCUUGACACUGUUGAUUCCUUACCUUAUCACAACCAAGAAGAAGUGGAAGGACUGCAAGAUCAGGGUGUUCAUUGGUGGAAAAAUCAACAGGAUUGAUCAUGACAGAAGAGCGAUGGCCACUUUGCUCAGCAAAUUUCGGAUAGACUUCUCAGACAUUAUGGUCCUUGGGGAUAUUAAUACUAAGCCAAAGAAAGAAAAUAUUGCAGCUUUUGAGGAAAUGAUAGAGCCCUUCCGACUUCAUGAGGAUGAUAAGGAACAGGAAGUUGCAGAUAAAAUGAAGGAGGAUGAACCAUGGAGGAUAACAGAUAAUGAGCUUGAGCUUUACAAAACAAAGACUUACCGACAGAUCAGGUUAAACGAGUUGCUGAAAGAACAUUCAAGUACAGCUAACAUAAUUGUCAUGAGCUUGCCAGUGGCACGGAAAGGGGCAGUUUCCAGUGCACUGUACAUGGCCUGGCUGGAAGUUCUCUCUAAAGAUCUGCCACCAAUCCUCCUCGUUCGUGGGAAUCAUCAGAGUGUCCUCACCUUCUACUCCUAAGAGUGCUGCAGGUGGCACAGCUGGGAUGAAAUGGUACUGCAGUGCCCAGGGGAGAGUGACUGCCGUGGUCUACAGCUCAUUAACAUCACAAAGGCAAAAAGUGACUCUUCUUUCACUAUUUCACUGACUUGAAAGCACACAAGGAAAGUCACUGUAUUUCUAAAGUUGUGACAUCUUCAGUUUUAUUCUAUAUUUUCUGUAAUUUAAUCUUGCUUAAUGGGGGAGGAUUCCUUGUUAGACUGAAGAACAAGACGAGCUUUUUGUUUGCUAUUUGAAUAGCAGCAAUAAAAUGUUGUAUUUUUGAUCAAUGAAAGGAUUAUAGAUUUAUAAAAGCCUUUUAGCCUUGAGGUGCCUUCUGAAAUUAACCAAAUCUCACCCAUACAUCCUAUUUUGUAAAUUUAUAUAGAAUGUCAAAAUCUGCCUUCAACUAAGAGUUUCGAUCAGACUUCCUUUAGUUUUUAGUCUAUUCCAUAUUACAAUAAAAAUGAAUGCUGCUUUUCAGUCUUCCAUUGAGCUAUUAGUUCUUAGUACUGUAUGUUUUCUAUCGUCAGAAAGUUUUUUGGUUUUUUAAUUUUUUGGUUUUUUUGUUUUUUUUUUUAAUUAUUAUAUCUGUUAGAUUUGAAGGUGAGAAUUGGGGCAGGUCAACUGAACUAAAGCAAAUCCCUGAUGUUACUGCCACUAAGUUUUGUGACAGUUAAAGUAAAACUAAUUCUGCUUGUAGAGAGGGUCCUUUUUCUCAAAUUUGACAGUGUGUACUACUUUGGCAGUAGUCUGAGACAGACAGCUGAUUUUAUCUACCUUGGCAGAGGGUAGUUUCCUCUUAGUCUUAGCUCUGCUUGAAAUCAAACUCAUCUUGCUGGUUGAGGCUUCUUAUCUUAAUACAAAUAGGAAGCAAAUAAAAGACCUGUCCUACUUCUUGGCCUCUUAUGUUUUAGUGUCACUUUCAACUUAUUUUUGACAUAAAACUCAACUUAAGGCUUGAAUGGGGAUAAUAUAAGCAAUGUGAUGCUAUCUAACAGAAAACAGUAAACACUAUGUGGAAUUGUGCUAUCCAGUAUGAAAUGUAAAAGCUGCAGUUCUCUCGCAUUUUUCAACAAAUGGUUAAACGGACCACUAAGUUCUUAGGAGAGAUGUUUUUAGGUCAAUUCAUUCAGUUGUCAGAAAAUGGAUUUAGUCUUAUUAAAUGAUACUCAGGUUUUAUCGUCUAGCAGUUUUGAUCUAUUCCAUACAUCCUACUUUAUACAUUUUCUAUGUUCAAUAAAGAAACUGCCAGUC